AUGGACUCCCCACGCCCAACAAAAAGACAACGCCUCUCAGGCACCAUCUCCCCCAUAACACCCAUCUCGCCACCAGAAGUCGAAGAUGCCACAUCAACCACCACAACAAACAGCCUCACCCUCGCCCUCCACGUCCUCCAAACCGAAGCAGCCGCCCUCGCCAACCUCACAACCCUCUACAAAACCUCCCCGCAAGCCCAACACAGCCUCCAAGAAGCCAUCACCACCAUCCUGCGCGCAAAGAAAUCCGGCGGCAAAUUAAUCCUAUGCGGCGUCGGCAAGUCCAGCUACAUCGCGCAAAAACUCACCGCGACGUGUAAAUCCCUAGGGAUCCCGUCGUCCUUCAUGCACGCCUGCGAAGCCGCGCACGGGGAUUUGGGAGAUAUCCGGAGCGAGCGAGGGGAUGUAGUGUUGUUUGUGAGUUUCAGCGGGAAGACGCCCGAGCUGUUGAAUCUUUUGCCGCAUAUCCCGCCGGAGGUGACGGUUGUGGCCAUGUCGUCGCAUUUGGAGAGGGAGGAGUGUUUGUUGUUGAGGGCACGGGAUGAGGAGAGGGGGAUUCUUUUGCCGGCGCCGAUUCCGGUCAAGGAGGAAGUGUCGUUUGGGGUUUCUGCGCCCACGACGAGUACGACGGUCGCGCUGGCGGUUGCUGAUAUGCUGGCGUUGGCUGUGGCGGAUGAGAUGCACCGGGGAAAGACGAGAGAGGUGUUUCUGAAGAAUCACCCUGGAGGCGCGAUUGGGAUCACGCACCGCGAAGUGGAAGAGGUCAAGAAGGCGAAACUGGACGUCUCGAUUGUGGAACUGCCUAGUCCGAGUAUAUCUGCCGAGAGCGAGGAUUAA
Molecule: messenger RNA, 837 nt
Organism: Zasmidium cellare ATCC 36951
Lineage: Eukaryota; Fungi; Ascomycota; Dothideomycetes; Mycosphaerellales; Mycosphaerellaceae
Exons: 1
Coding region: 1-837 (278 amino acids)
Biological process (GO): carbohydrate derivative metabolic process
Molecular function (GO): carbohydrate derivative binding
Source: RefSeq, a predicted model, not a curated record